Megalobrama amblycephala (Wuchang bream) is the source of this 778-nucleotide messenger RNA. RefSeq names its product galactose-specific lectin nattectin-like. The transcript is spliced from 7 exons. The coding region runs from base 178 to 648 and encodes 156 amino acids. Gene Ontology annotation, molecular function: signaling receptor activity. The record is from RefSeq and is a predicted model, not a curated record. Lineage: Eukaryota; Metazoa; Chordata; Actinopteri; Cypriniformes; Xenocyprididae.
GCUGACACGCAUCUUACGUAACAUGAGUACACGUAUUUAAGCUCACAAUGUAGUGGAAAAAGAAUACAUCAAGAGUUCAAGAAAACAAGACACAUCUCUGAUAUACUAUCCAGCAGAAACACUCAGUUUGCUGUUCGGAGCACAUUUCCUGAGAGUUCCAGUGUUCUCUGAGAAACGAUGGCGGUCUGGACUGUUUAUCUGUCUAUCUGUCUUCUGGUCGCUUUGAAUGCUUCAGUGGAAACGCGUCCUGUUGAAAUUAAUUGUGGUGCCUGUGCGACAGGAUGGACUGCCUUUGGAUGCAGAUGCUUCAAGUUUUAUAAUGAGCUUCGACCAUGGGCUUCAGCUGAGUAUGCGUGUUCGGUCUAUUAUAAAGGGAACCUUGCUUCUGUACACAGCCAUGCGGAGUACAUGUUCAUAAAGGACCUGAUUAGACGCACAACUUAUGGAUUAACACCUACCUGGAUCGGAGGCCGUAAUGCUGAGGGACUUUGGUUCUGGAGUGAUGGAACCGAAAUUAACUAUAAAAUAUGGUCGCCUGGACAACCCAGUAACGGUAAAGAUGAGCUCUGCGUUGAGAUGAACUCUGUCAAUGGCAACUGGAAUGAUGUGAACUGUAGAGAAGAUAAGCCUUUUGUGUGUGUGAAAUAAACCAGCAUGUGAAGAAUCAAUGUAGAAGAAACAAGCUACUGAUUCAUUUACUUUCCAUUAGAAAUGUUUAAUGGAGGCUAAUAAAUGUGUUAAAGGAUUAGUUAACUUUUAAAUAAACUUUUCCUGAUAA